ACUCUCUUUCCCCUGUACACGCCUUUCGCCUUGCAUAUCGUCCGACAUGGCCUCCAUCUCGCAGAGCAUCAAAAACUUCACCGCCAUCACGCCCAAGGCGAAGGCGCUCGCCCAGAACGACAAUGACGUCGUUAUCGUCGCAGCAGUUCGCUCUGCAAUCACCAAGGCAAAGAAGGGUGGCUUCAAGGACACCCGGCCAGAAGAGAUCCUCUCUGGUGUCCUCAGUGCAGUUGUCAAGAAGGCUGGCAUCAACCCUUCCCUUAUUGGCGAUAUCACUGUAGGCAACGUCCUCCCCGCUGGUGGAGGCGCAACUGCUGCUCGUAUGGCCGCCCUCCACUCUGGCAUCCCCAAUACCGUCCCCAUCAGCACCGUCAACCGGCAAUGUUCGUCCGGCCUCCAGGCUGUGAACAUCAUCGCGGGAGAAAUUACCACCGGGCAGAUUGACAUUGGCAUUGGCGCUGGUGUAGAGUCUAUGACCUUCGGUUACGGAGGCGGCGCAAUGCCUGACGGCUUCUCCGAAGCGGUCCUCUCGAACCAAGAAGCCGAGGACUGCCUCAUCCCCAUGGGCAUCACCUCGGAGAACGUCGCCGCCGACUUCGGCAUCUCGCGCCAGGUCCAGGACGAGUUUGCGGCCAAGUCGUUCCAGAAGGCUGCCGCGGCGCAGAAGGCGGGCAAGUUCAAGGACGAGAUCGUGCCGCUCAAAGUGAAAUUUAUCGACCCGAAGACGGAGAAGGAGUCGGAGAUAAUAGUGGACCGCGACGACGGCGUGCGUGACGGCGUGACGGCAGAGUCGCUUGGGAAAUUGAAGCCGGCGUUCAAGAAGGACGGCUCUACGCACGCGGGGAACGCGUCGCAGGUCUCGGACGGCGCGGCCGCUGUCGUCCUCGCGCGCCGCUCGGUCGCGAGGAAGCUCGGUUUGCCGAUCCUGGGCAAGUUCGUCGCAGCUUCCGCGGUCGGCGUGCCCCCCCGCAUCAUGGGUGUCGGGCCGGCGUACGCUAUCCCUAAGGUCCUCGAGGCAACUGGGCUGUCGAAGGACGAUAUUGACUUCUACGAGAUCAACGAGGCGUUCGCGUCCCAGGCCGUCUACUCCGUGCAGCAACUCGGCAUUCCGUUCGAGAAGGUGAACGUGCACGGUGGCGCGAUCGCCAUUGGCCACCCACUGGGUUGCACCGGCGCUCGUCAAGUUGCGACUGGGCUGAACAUCGCGAAGCAGACUGGCAGCAAGAUCUUCAUCACGAGCAUGUGCAUUGGUUCGGGUAUGGGCAUGGCGGGUGUUUUCGUCAGCGAGCAGUGAGCGUGAGGCGCUGGGGUCUGCCCUUUGACCAAUGUGAUACCGCUGGCGUGUUGUUCGGCAUGAUUGGGAACUUCGUGUUGUACCAUGUGUAUCUCUACCUAAUUCCAUCUAUAUGAACUCAUGUGUGAGGACGAA
Molecule: messenger RNA, 1429 nt
Organism: Dichomitus squalens LYAD-421 SS1
Lineage: Eukaryota; Fungi; Basidiomycota; Agaricomycetes; Polyporales; Polyporaceae
Product: thiolase
Exons: 4
Coding region: 47-1294 (415 amino acids)
Biological process (GO): phenylacetate catabolic process; fatty acid beta-oxidation
Cellular component (GO): peroxisome
Molecular function (GO): acetyl-CoA C-acyltransferase activity
Source: RefSeq, a predicted model, not a curated record